GGUAGGUAGUUUUAAAUGACUUUAUUGUUUUUCGACGUAUUCUCCACAGAGAUUAAUACAGAUCUGCAUGCGCUCGAACCAAUUUUCGAAGCACUUAUUCCACUCGUUUGCUGGCAGAUCCAAAACGGCAUUUUUGAAUGCGUCAACUGCUUCUUCUGGUGACUGGAACCCUUGACCACGCAGUCUGUUUUUAAUUUUCGGGAAAGUAAAGAAAUCGUUGGGACUUAGAUCGGGGGAAUUCCACGUUUUCUUUCGUUAAAUACUGCCUUGUUUUUUUGAUGAAUUAUUGCAAUAUGACCCGCGUUUGACACAAAUAUCGC
Messenger RNA from Acanthoscelides obtectus, 320 nucleotides. Lineage: Eukaryota; Metazoa; Arthropoda; Insecta; Coleoptera; Chrysomelidae. The record is from the annotation of a GenBank genome assembly.